This is a messenger RNA of Styela clava, 3728 nucleotides long. RefSeq names its product carbohydrate sulfotransferase 10-like. Gene Ontology annotation, biological process: carbohydrate biosynthetic process. Gene Ontology annotation, cellular component: membrane. NCBI's taxonomy places the organism in Eukaryota, Metazoa, Chordata, Ascidiacea, Stolidobranchia, Styelidae. Gene Ontology annotation, molecular function: sulfotransferase activity. The record is from RefSeq and is a predicted model, not a curated record.
AAUUUUCUUGUUGAAAUAUGAUAGCUGAAUGCCUUCUUAAUGAUGUUUGCGACAGUAACUGGUGAUCCAUUGCAAGAUGAAACAGAAGAUAUUACCACUUUGUGGCAAAACUCACUGUAUAACGCAAAUAUUGAAAUUACAAGGUCGGUAAAAAUUUCGAAACUUUGUUAAAAUGAUUCGCAGACGCCGUGGAAUAUUACUUCUGUCUGGAAUUUCUAUCUCUAUUUUCUUCUUGUUGCACGAAAAAAUAAGUUCAAAUAUUUCAUUGUCACCAUCAAACGAACAAAUAGUGCAGAUGCACGAGAAAUUUGAAACUGCAGAUAAAAGUCUAGAGGGUAUGAAAGAAGCAAAAAAAGAAUCCAGUUUAGAGGAAGAAAUACCCCACAUCAAAAAAGAACCAAUAAACAGAAAGCUCAAAAAUUCCAAACAACAUACACUACCACGACACCAGAAUGAAGAAAUGAAAGAAAACAUAAAUAAAGUCAAGAACGAAAGGCUAACACGAAAAGCAACGCCGAAGAAGAAUAUUUUAACUCAGAAAUCACAACUUUUUCAGGCAGAUCCAGAAAAUGAUGCAAAAACGGCAGCAAGGUUCCAAAAGAGAGUCAAAACAAUGAAAAGUCGUUGCCCAGCAUGGAAGCAUUCCCCAUUCAAAAAAAAUUGGGUGGUGAACAAAAACUUUCUGAUCAAUUACCCCCGACGACUUUUAAUAUGUGCAGUUCCAAAAGCAGGGAGUACGAGUUGGCACAUGACUAUUUGGGCCAUGCGAAGGAUACAAGCAGGUCUCGACCCAAACACGACAUAUUAUACGUAUGAGGACACAGUUGAAAAUCAUCACACAGCUGAAAAAUUGUCGACCAAUAAGGGAAAGGAGAUGAUAUAUUAUAAUGAAGGUGAUGACGAUAUGUACCUAAAUCCACCAACUGCGAAAGCUCGAAGAUUAUUACUGACACGUCACCCAUUCGCUCGGAUGAUAUCCGGAUGGCAUCAGAAAUUUCUACCAUAUUCCUCGUACGCAGACCUGAUGUUCAAGCGUUAUCCAACAUUGAAGAGCUAUGUGAGAGAGAAGGAUCCGAACCACAGAAUGUCUUGGAAGGAUUUUGCUGAAUUUGUUGCUGACACUGGUACUCGACCUCAAUCUUUGGAUUAUCACUUCACACCAACCGUGGAAAUAUGCAAACCAUGCGACUACGCUUACACAUAUAUACUUAAAGCUGAAUCUGUGGACAUAGAUGAGUCCUGGCUUUUGAGACGACUGAAUAUCACCGAUAUAGAUGUAGGACGAAAAGGAGUUCCACCGGGUGGAAGUAUAGUAAAUGCGAACCCUAGUGAUAACAUAAAGAAACAUAUGUCGCAGUUGAAAUCAUCAGUUCGCAGAAAACUUUACGAUGUAUAUAAAGAAGAUUUUCUAACGUUUGGAUAUACUUUUGAUUUUCGAACUUUGAAUUCUGGAGGAUUCGAUUAAUGGCAACUUAAUGCGAUACAAAGUAUUACACGAAAAAACAAGUGAUGGCGUACAAUGUAAUUUGGCAAAUGUUCACUCGUGUGCGAUCACCUGAUAUUAGAUGCGUUUGAGAGAACAGUCCCAACGACGAGAAAACUACACUGUCGUUCUCACACUUCAAAAUUAGUUUUAAACAAUACCUCGUCAGCAUUUGUAAAUCUACUACAAACGAUGCGAAAUGCAUGCAGGAGAUUUUCAACUGAAAUUGGUUCCAAACCAUUUAAAAAGCGACCCCAACCCUCUACUCCCACUUCAGCUAUGAACUCAGAAAAAAUAAAAUUUUGAGAAAAAAAAAUUUUGCCGUUUGCGAGCCUCCUACAAACAAGAGAGCUAUGCUCAAAUAUAAGGACACGUUCACCGAUUCCAGGAAAAGCACCAACAUUUAAAGACAUCAGUUAUAAUAGUGAAUGCAAGCCUCGCUUUUACGAGUUAGUUCAGUGUCAACGCGCUGUGUUACGAUACCGGAACUGCCCUAUCUUAAGAAGUUCCUGUCUUGUGACAGCGUGAAUUGAAAUUGCAAGAUGGUUCGACUCGCAUCUGUAGUAAUACCAACGAUCCGAGUCACUACUGCAAUAUAACACAAAGUACGGCACUAUUUGCCAUUCACCAUUUCUCAAAUCUUAGCCAGGAUUUCGUUACGAACCACCGACGAGAAGUGCCAGCAUACACGUCACAAGGUGUCGCUAUUUUUUUUUAUUCUGACACAUAAAAAACGAAUAUCUUGAAGUCCACAGAAGUUUUUGAAAUAAGUAUAAAGAAUAGCCUUUUGGCAAAAAAAAUCAAUCUUAACCAUUGAAAACUUGAAAGCAAUUGGUCCAGUAUUCGAAAAGAAAAGCGAUUUUAUCAUGACGAAGAAGAAUAUGAACAAGAACAACAACAUAAUAUUGAAACGAUUGUUAUGUACACUCAAGUGUCCAAUGAACAGAAUGGAGGCUAGGCUAUAUUGAGAAUACUUAGUCAAUUUGAUGCUUUCUGAGUUUCUGUCGGAAAGCAAGCAAAGGCCAUUCAAUAAAUCAGAAAGAAUGACUGGAAGCAUCUAGCGCCCAUCAACAGUCUAAACCUAAAAGUUUGACGUCGAUUACAACCAGUGAUGAGCUGGAGCCGGAACGCACCGGAACGGCGUUCCGGUUGUCAGACAAUUUAUUGCAUUUCCGUUCCGGUUGUUGAAAUAAAAUUAUGUCAUAGAAAGUCUAUUUCCAGUACAUCUUGUAAACUUACUUAUUAACUUACUUUUGUUACGCCAUAAUUCUUUUUACAUUACAGCAGACAAAUAUUUAGUGCACAGCAAUAACGUGUAAUGGAUGUUUUGCCGACCUUUGCCCCGUGAAAUUUCAUCAUAUAUCUUUCUAAUAAACACAUUCGUAUUGAAUUGGUAUGAAUAUUCUUGUAAUUUUGAACAGACAUAUACCAGAUAAUUUCUUUAUAUUUCAUUGUAGUCCUUCGGCUCUAUCUUAGGACAGACAAAAAUUUGUGGUAGCGUCCGUGUCGUGUUGUAAAUAUAUAAUACAUUUUCACAAAUUAGCUGCGUUCCAGUUGUUACGAUUUUCCCAGCUCAUCACUGAUUACAACCAUAUUGUGCGUCCUCGCACUAAUUCCACUUUUAACAGUGAGGCUCGUCUUGGACUCCAAUAUGCCAAACCAUAUAUUUAAAAAUACUGGAAUGGCAUCGACAAAUUUUUCGACGCAGUGGGUGAUGCUCGAAGGAGCUUUUGAACGAAACAGUUGGAACCGGGUUAAUAAUGAUUCAAUGCAGAACAAAACAAUGCUGCAACAAUAAUGUAUAAACACUAAUAAGGGUAAAUAAGUCUGUCCUCUCUGUGGCGAUGCUGAGUGACGAAAUAUGUAUGAAUUGCACUGUUUCCGGAUAUUCGUAUCGCGGUAUUCGUAGCUUUUUUUUCAUUUGUUCCACUUGAGAAGGUCGAAUUAACAUCACACCCCUGAAUGUUGAUAAUGAAAUAAUAAACUAACAUUGUGCAACAACUAUCAUUAUUUACGUUUUUCUUAUUUUUGUAUAUAACCUUAGAAUUAAUUAGUACUGUAUAACUUUAACCCUGGAGUAAAUAUCUGCACGAGCAGAAAUUGUCAAUCUGUUUGCUUACAUGUCCAUACUGCAUGUAGCAUGUACAAAAAACACUAAUACUUUCAGAUUUACGCAGGUACUUUUAGUUUAUUGUAAUCUAACUAUACAUAAAUUACAAAUUUAGGGGUUCCACACCUCUGCUUA